AUGGGAAACUGUUCUGCCUCUUCGCUCACAAAAAGCAUAACUUUUGUAUUCGAUCCUCACUUUUUUCCUACCCCUAAGCACAUACAAAAAGUUCCAGCUAAUACUACAAUAAAGUCUCUCUGCAAGGAAUUAAAAACAUUUAUGUCGCCAGAAUUUUGUAGGCACAGAUAUUCAAUAAACUUGAAAUUCCGAGAAAAAACUUACUAUCACAAAGACUUCACCCCUUUAUCAGAGCUUUUCAUCAAAAAGGGUGAAAAAAUCUUUGUGCAUGUCGAGCCUAAGGCAAAAAACACAAGAUUGAUAAACGUAAAAAUCCACUGUUGUACACAUACAAAUAUUUGUAUUUCAGUAUGUAAUGAGUCUACUAUUUCACAGCUAGAAGACUCAAUUUCAGACUUAAAAAACUGUUGCAAUAAUCACAAUUGUAAAUUAGUUUAUGAUGACUUAGAACUCAGGUCUGAUGAAAAUUGCGAAUUUCCAUCAGGCCAUGUUUUGCAUGCACUUUAUCAAGGUGAGCAUUUAGGGUGUGCUCCUAGUCCUUGGAAGAUAAAAAAAUCAGGAUUAAUUCAGGAAGGGAUUUGUAUGAAUCAAAAUUGCCUUGCUUAUAAGCAGUCGGUAUGCAUUAGCAAGGGAUUAGGAAAAUUUAAUCUUGUUAAUGAGAAUGAAAUUGGGGAGCACCAAUGUAUCAUGUGUGGGGAAAAUUUAUAUAACACUAGGAGAUUUGGCUUUAUUGAUUGCUGGUAUCAAUAUGUAGCAUAUGGAAAGGAUGGAGGAACACAACAAGAAACAUGUACAGCUGGGUUCUCUUACACAGAAUUUGAACUUUUUAAGAAGUUUGAAUGGAACAGGCUGGAUGUUUUAGUAACAAAGUUGUAA
Blepharisma stoltei is the source of this 876-nucleotide messenger RNA. The record is from the annotation of a GenBank genome assembly. NCBI's taxonomy places the organism in Eukaryota, Ciliophora, Heterotrichea, Heterotrichida, Blepharismidae.